UUCUCUGCCACAGACAACCCCUCACUUCCUGUCUCUCCAAAAGUGUGUUUGAUUUGUUGGUGUGCAGGAGACCUCCUCCACUGGACUGGGAGCACGUGGAGGGUCUCCAACCUCAGGGCUCCAGUGACCUCUGAGAACCUCCACUGAUGGAGGCAGGACCUCUACCAGGCCACGGCAUGCUGGGGACCCUGAGUCCUAGACAGAAAAGUAGUGCCCACGGAGUGAUUCAAGAUGAAACAACAGCAAGCAACAAACAGAAACGUUUCAACCGCCGCCCUCAGAAGAACGGCACAUCACCAUUACAGCGUCCACCUGGCUUCUGCCACCACCCUGUGACCCCACGACCCCGCCAGCCUACCCAUGGACCUGUCCCAUGACGUUGUCCUGCCUGACUGGUGACAUCCGACUGCCUUAUGGUGUUACCCAAGGCCACCACCUGCCUGUCUGCCUGCCGACCUCAGCCAGUCACCUCUCCAGCCCAGAGGCUGGCGUUGAUUCUUCAUCCCCGCAAAGCUCGGUCCACGUCCCUCGGGUCCCGGGCCGGAACUUCAUGCUGCACACAGGCGGAUUCGGAGACGGAGGAGUUGUGCAGGCCGGGCUUCCCCUGCUGAGGGGCUUGUGAAGCUUCCUCUCAGACUUCUGCGCGGCCAGGGCGCGGCGGGAAGGUGAGCCUGCAGCCGCAGCAGAGCGCGGGCUGGUCACUUCCCCGGUCCCGGCCGGCGGAGCGGAACGCGGCGGCGCUUGACUGACAGCUGGGGAGGUGGGGCGGCGCGCCAGCCGGGUCGAGCUGACCAGGCGCUUUGCCCAUUGGCCGGCGCUGGUGUGGGAAAGGACGCCUUACCCGAUUCACACGCCCCGCGGCGGCGCUGCCUUAAAUAGCGGGCGACUGUCCGGCAUCGCGGGCUCGCGACCGGAACCCGCCAGGGGGCGCAAACGCUCUGCCGGGCCCCGGAGCGCGGGGUGCAAGAUGCCGGCAGACGCCCCCAGGAAGCCGAGCGCCUCGCCGCUGGCAGGAGCGCCCGCCAGCGCCAGCCGGACCCCCGACAAACCCGACGAACCCCGCAGCGCGACCGAGCACCGCAAGGUGGGUUCCGGCCAGGCGCGGGCGGCCGGGUGGUGGGGAGGGGAGACCGAACGCGGGACUCGGUCGCUGUCGCACCCGCAGUACUCCAAGCCAGUCAUGGAGAAGCGGCGCCGAGCGCGUAUCAACGAGAGCCUAGCUCAGCUCAAGACGCUCAUCCUGGACGCAGUUAGGAAGGAUAGCUCCCGCCAUUCGAAGCUGGAAAAGGCCGACAUCCUGGAGAUGACGGUGACACAUCUGCAAAACCUGCGUCGCCUGCAGGUGACAGCGGCACUCAGCUCGGACCCCGCUGUCUUGGGCAAGUACCGCGCAGGCUUCAACGAGUGCCUGGUCGAGGUGACCCGCUUUCUGGCCGGCUGCGAGGGCGUCUGGGCCGAAGUGCGCUCCCGCUUGCUCGGCCACCUGGCGGCCUGCCUGCUCCAGCUGGGGUCUUCACGCCGCCCUGCCUCGCUGCCCGCCGCCGCAGAGGACCCGGCGUCCGAGGUUUACGCUGGCCGCCCACUGCUGCGGUCGUUCGACGGCCCCUUUCCCCUUCUGCGCCCUGGGGCCGCGUUCACGCCGUUGUUCGCGCCAGGGCUGACCCCCGCGCCUCCAGUCGUCCCCAGGGUGGGGCCUCAAGGCAGGAACGGACCCUGGAGACCGUGGCUGCAAUGAGCUGCCUUGGCCCAGACUGUACCAGAGAUUAUUUCCAGAGGCUUGGGAUUGUUUUGUUGUCUUUGUGAACAGUCUGGUUCCGUCCAGCAGUGCACCCAGGUUGACUGUCUGCUGGUGGCCCGCUUCCACCUCUGGGAAGACCCAGCUGCAGGCCCCUACACUCCUAGGCCCAGCCCAUUCCCAGAUUCCGCCCUUUUGUAGACUCCGACCCUUCCUGGCCCCAGCCCCAACCCCAGCCUGGGCCUGCAGUGGGUGGCCUCUGUGUCUCUGGAGCCUUGGGUUUGCCUUGGUCAGUGCUAGAGCCCGCAAUCCACCUUUGGCCUGGGUCUGAAGGGUGCCCAGGAGGCGCUUCCCAGAAUGUAUCAGUACUGGAAGGCAGCUGCACAGCAUCAAUGGACAUGUUUUAAGGGUAUUUAUCCCAACUCCUCCCCAGACCCUGGGAGGUAGAGAUCCACCUUUUCACACUGUUUUUUCCUGCCGUUUGGGCUGCGCUAGGGUGAGGGGUGACUGCCUUCUGCCUUUCAGCACAUGGUUCAGCACAAAAGCCGCCUCCGUCCACCUGGGCCCACCCUCAUACCUGCACUGGUAGGGGUCCCAGCAGGGGAGGGUGUGUGGGAGAGGCUCCCAGAGGGUACCUGGUGCCUGGACUCAGGAGGCACUUUCCUGGGGAAAUCUGGGCCUUGCUGCAUACCCAUGGGAGCUAAUGGGGUUCCUCCUUCCAUGAAUCCAUGAACAUAUGCCUUUGGAUGCAACUAAGGACACCAGGCAGCAAUGCAGGCCACACUGGGCAUCCACCCUGUGCACCUCCUGAAGUCACAGUCCUGCUGCCCCGAGAACUGACGCUGAGGGCUGUGCUCCAAGUGCCUGAGGGAGUGGUCUGAGGCACAAGUUCGGUCUGCAGAGUCUUCCAGAGCCCUGUGCAAGGCUGCACCAAGACCCACUGCCCAGUGUGGCUGGAUUCAUCAGGCAUUUGCCUGGCACCUGCUGGGAUGGGCCAUCAGGAAGAGGCUUCCUGCUGAAUGAUAGAUGGAGUCCCCUCUUCUGGGUGGAGGGGCACUGGUUACAGCCUCCCCAGUUCAUCUCCAGCAGCCCCUUCCAGCCCUGCGCCUGGAGCGGACCAAGGGUCAAUAAACACUGAAUUCACAUGCACCGUUGGCGGGCCGUGUGCCUGUGUGGUGUCCAGCCUUGUCUGACUGGGUCCUCUGUCUGCUGUGGUGCCAGGGCUUGGGGACUGAACGGUGACAACAGAUCAUAGCUGUUUGAAAUCUGGAGAAGAACUGGUCCCCGUGGUGACAGAAGUUAGUGACCAGGCCCACUAAACUCCAUGCAGUGGGAAGUUGGGGCAGGGGCCAGGCCGGGGCUGGCUUAGGAGAGGUGAGACCCACUGAGCGCCAGCCCCCUUCUCCCCUCACUCAGCAUCCCUGCUCCUAGACUGCCUGUUUCCUCAGUCCUACUUGUGCCUGGAUAAUCUCCCUCUGCUCCUUGGAACCCCUGGGUUGGCAGCCUCCAUGGGCCACACCUCAGUGCACCAAGGUUGACCUGUGCGGGGUCCUGGAGGGGGACAGGCGCUCAUUCAAGACGAGGCUGCAGGCUCCUUCCUGUCUCUGCUCUGGGGAAGCCAGCUGUCUUUUCCAUGGAGAGGUCCACAGUGGGCCAGAGGCUUCCCGCCAACAGCAAUGACAUGAAUUUAGACAUGAAUCCUUUGACAGGACCUUGACCGUGACAAGCCACCUGGGCUUCUGUGCACAGAAGCUGUGAGAGCAUAGCUUUUGUUGUUUUGUGCUGCUAAAUUUUUGUUACUCUGUGGUAAAUAACAAUACUGAUAAAUUGUAUGUAAUUUACUGAUUACAUGUAAGUCGCAUGAGCAGUACAGACCCAAAGAGCGGAUAACCUGCCGAGGGCUUCCAGAUGUCCUGGGAAUGAGGAGGAGGUUGCUGGGAACGAAACAGAAGCAGCCCCUGUGGCCAUAGUGAUGUGCCGAACGCAGGUGGUGCCGCUGCCCACUCCCACCCGGCCAGAACAGCCCAGCACCCUGCUGACCCAGCCCCUGCGGCAUUGGGGGUCCUGUCUGGCUAUAACUGAAGGGGCCUCCCUCCUGAAUGAGAGCACAAGGUUGGGACUCACAGGCCCCCAGAUGAAGGUGAGCCUGUGACUCGUGUGCACGGACGUUAGUUCCCGGGAUCGCUGUGUUCACUACCCCGAGUAGCUGACCCCUCGGGUGGUCCUGCUAUCCCUCUGCACAGGCACUGUGUGCCACAUUGGGCUACACUGUCCUGCCCAAGUUGGGUAUGGGGGCCACAGUGACAGAAUCAUUAAACACCAUGCCCAGGACUGGGGUCGUGGCUCAGUGGUAGAGCGCUUGCCUGGCAUGUGUGAGGCCCUGG
This is a messenger RNA of Sciurus carolinensis (gray squirrel), 4119 nucleotides long. It is a transcript of the gene Hes4, whose product is annotated as hes family bHLH transcription factor 4. The coding region runs from base 968 to 1735 and encodes 255 amino acids. Gene Ontology annotation, biological process: regulation of transcription by RNA polymerase II; anterior/posterior pattern specification. The transcript is spliced from 4 exons. Lineage: Eukaryota; Metazoa; Chordata; Mammalia; Rodentia; Sciuridae. Gene Ontology annotation, molecular function: protein dimerization activity; RNA polymerase II cis-regulatory region sequence-specific DNA binding; DNA-binding transcription factor activity, RNA polymerase II-specific. The record is from RefSeq and is a predicted model, not a curated record. Gene Ontology annotation, cellular component: nucleus.